CGUGAAUCUUUCAGUCGAGCGAAGCCAAUGUGACUCAAGCUUCUAGGUUAAACUAUUAUCAAUUCAGCGCCACAAGUGACUCGAUGGCUGUUGUCCGUCUAGCUUAAAUAGAGUCAGUUAGACAACUAUUAGUGGGGGACUGUGUGAACUCCAACAACCACAAUGUCGAAACCCACCGAAAUCACAGGCGGAUGCCUCUGCGAAUCCGUGCGAUAUACAAUCAAAUUCCCAGCGAAUCACGACUGGGAUGACUGUGUCGGCACGUGCCAAUGUACAUAUUGCAGAAAAGUCACUGGCGCCUUGUUUUUCCGAUUCUAUUCCAUCCCGAAGGAGUGCGUUGAAUUCACAGCAUCGUCGACGCUGCAAAACUACGAAGCUACCCCAGGAAAACGUCGCGGCUUCUGCACGAAAUGCGGAAGCUACCUCUACUAUUCUGGCAUCACAAGUAAAAAUCACAGUCUUGCUGUUGGGUGCUUUGAUGAACAGUAUUUAAAGGAAUUUGGGCCUCUGUUGACAAAGGAGGGUGCUGUUUUGUAUUGCAAGAAUGAGAUUCCUGGAGUGACGGAUCAUCUACGAGGAGAUCGAUUUGAAACUGUGCCCGAAGAGUAAAGGCGUUAAUAAAUGAAUGUUAAAAUAAAUAAAUGUUAAAUCCUCAACAAAGCUUUUGUAAGAAGUCACUCCGCG
Molecule: messenger RNA, 684 nt
Organism: [Torrubiella] hemipterigena
Lineage: Eukaryota; Fungi; Ascomycota; Sordariomycetes; Hypocreales; Clavicipitaceae
Source: the annotation of a GenBank genome assembly